AUGGCAACAAUCGGCAACGUCUUAGUGCUGGUUGUGUUCUACAAGCAUAAGAAGCUGAGGAAGAAUCCCCACAACCAGCUGCUUCUGAACCUCGUUAUCUCCGACCUGGGCAUCUCUCUGUUUGGGUAUCCGCUGACAACAUCGUCUAAUUAUGCUGGCAGAUACCUGUUUGGGAAAGUUGGUUGCGUCAUACAAGGCUUCUUGACUUUCACCCUGGCACAGACCGACAUGAAUACACUGGCUUGUUUGAGUGUCUAUCGUUUCAUUGCAGUGUGUAUGCCGGGGGAUGUUCACCGCCUAACCCGUUCUGUGACCAUCAAAGUGAUAAUAUUCCUGUGGGUGUAUUCCCUUUUAUGGACCGUUCCUCCGCUUCUGGGCUGGAGCGCCUAUACCUACGAACCCUUCGGGACCUCCUGCAGCAUAGACUGGGACGACGAGGACUCCGGAGCUGUCGCUUACACAUGGUGCCUAAUUGUCUACUGCUUCAUCCUCCAUAUCAUCAUCAUAGCCUACUGCUACUACAAGAUCGCCAUGAAGGCCAAGGAGGUCCACUCAAGGCUCAAGCAUUUUACCAUUGGGGGAAUAUGCAACUCCGAUUCCAUGUGCCUGCGACGUGUUCAAAUGGAGCGGAAAUCAAGCCUUAAAUAUGAGAUUACUGCCUUGGAAUACACGGAUUCCGUUGCGAACAUGAUAGGCGCGUGGGAUUAA
Molecule: messenger RNA, 708 nt
Organism: Haliotis rufescens (red abalone)
Lineage: Eukaryota; Metazoa; Mollusca; Gastropoda; Lepetellida; Haliotidae
Product: visual pigment-like receptor peropsin
Exons: 3
Coding region: 1-708 (235 amino acids)
Biological process (GO): G protein-coupled receptor signaling pathway; visual perception
Cellular component (GO): membrane
Molecular function (GO): G protein-coupled receptor activity
Source: RefSeq, a predicted model, not a curated record